CUGUGUGUUGUCCAAAGAGGGAGUCAAGUUUCUUAAAUGCUCGCUUUAACUCGCGUACACAACAUAACCAAACUGCACUUGGAGUAGAGAAGAGGAUAGCCUGUCUUACGUGCUUAUUUUUUGCCGUAGCAGCGUGUUGAGAAGUGCUGCUAGGUCACUUCGCUGCAUUUUUUUUUUUUACCUUCAACUUUUUGGUUCCAUGUUCACGGGAAAGCUUUCUACUUUUGCGCAUCUGGAUAAAACGCAAAUCUCAUAAUUAGCAUAUUUUGUGUAACGGAGAGAAACUGCAAACAUGUUGUGGAAAUUAGCGGACAACGUGAAAUACGAGGAUGACUGCGAGGAUAGGCAUGACAGCAGCAAUGGGAAUCCCCGGCUGCCUCACCUGCCAGCGGUCAGCCAGCACCUCUACAGCCCGUCUCCCUCGCUCUCACACUCGGCAGCCUCGGACUUCCAACCGCCCUACUUCCCCCCUCCGUACCAGCCCAUCUCCUACCCGCAAUCCGGCGACCCUUACUCCCACCUCGGCGACCCUUUCAACAUCAACUCCCUGCACCAGUCCCAGUCUUCGAACCAACAGCAGCCGUGGUCCGGAAGGCAGGGACAGGACGGGCUCGGUUCGCAUGGGAGAAGCGGGCUUGCGAGCCAGAUCCUCGGCCUGGAGGGAGGCUCGUCCGGCGUCAGGAGGGGCGAAGGCUUCAGGCGGCCCGAGCUGCUGGGGACGCACGGGCACAGCAUUGACUCGUCGGUAAUCGGUGAUAACAUGGGAAUGCACGAUAUGGGACACGGACUUGACGACGUUCAGCACGUUGAGGACCACAGUAUUAUUAUGGCCGAUCAGACAGUCAUCAAAAAAGGACCUGUGUCGCUGCCCAAAGGAAACGCAGUAGGCCUCCCCUUCCAGAAAGAGUCCCUGUUGGGAAUGGUGUCCAACCCCACAGAGGUUUUCUGCUCUGUGCCCGGGCGCCUGUCUCUGCUCAGCUCCACCUCCAAAUACAAAGUGACUGUGGCCGAGGUCCAGAGACGCCUGUUACCCCCAGAGUGCCUGAACGCAUCUCUGCUCGGAGGAGUUUUACGCAGGGCCAAGUCGAAAAAUGGUGGCCGGUCGCUGAGAGAAAAACUGGAUAAAAUCGGGCUCAAUCUUCCUGCAGGCCGAAGGAAAGCAGCCAACGUAACUCUGCUCACCUCUCUAGUCGAAGGUGAAGCGGUUCAUUUAGCCAGAGAUUUUGGUUACGUUUGUGAGACAGAGUUCCCGGCCAAAGCUAUCGCGGAGUACCUGGGCCGGCCGCACGUGGAUCGCAGCGAAGUCAACUCCCGAAAAAACAUGCUCCUAGCUGCCAAGCAAAUCUGCAAAGAGUUCACCGACCUCCUCACCCAGGACCGCUCACCCUUGGGUAACUCCCGCCCAGCACCCAUCCUGGAGCCGGGCAUCCAGGGCUGCCUCACCCACUUCAGCCUCAUCACCCACGGAUUCGGUGCCCCCGCCAUCUGCGCCGCCAUGACCUCUCUUCAAAACUACCUGAACGAAGCCCUCAAACAAGCAGACAAGAUGUACCUGAGCGAUAACCAGGGUUCUUCGGAUAGUGGCAACAAAGCAUCCGACAAAAUGGACAAACACCGGAAAUAAGAACUUUUAUGUGAAUUUUUUGGACUUUUUUGGAAUAUUUUGUAUUGUGCUAUUGAGAGAUGGGUGUAUAUGUGAUCUGAGAAUUCCUAAGCGAAGUUGGAUGCACUGCUGUCACAAAUAUGAACUUCUACCAUAGGACUUGUACAUUGUCGACAAAGACAACUUUUUUUUUCAUAUACGAACAUUUCAAGGCAAAACCGUGGCUGUGAAUCUACCUUCCCCUCCCGCUGCUGUCUGGAGGCAAAUCCGCUGAUUUCCUGUGUCUCAUUGGACAGUAAUUUUACCAGGAAAAGAGAGAGUAGACCAAACUUUUCAUUCUUUUUGUGUGUUUGUACGACCUCCUCCAAAUGGCUGCAGUGUUAUUGUACAUUGUUCAUUCAAAACUUAUGUCGGAACGUCUUUACAAUGACUCCAGUAUUCAGUGUUCUUAAAGUUGUUGUUACAAGCAGUGGAGAUACAAAACCACUGCUAUUUCGUAUAUUUAAAAUCCUGAGUUGUCAUUACCCAAGUCCUGCCAUCUGUAUGCUUGUAUGUAUGUGUGUGAAUGCUCAAUUGUACAUAUUUCAUUCUUUGCAAAUGUUUUAAAUUAGACAUUAAAUUUCCAACAUAGAAAUCUAUCCAGUAUUGCUUCUGGGUGUAAAUAUUUUCUAAUUUAUGUUGUAAUUUAAUCGGUUUAUGUAAAUAAUAUUAAUGGUGUUUUUAUUAUUACAGCAACAACGAUGUUUUUUUUUUUAAAAGCGCAUAGCAUUUUUUUAUUAUUAGUCAUACAAGUUAGGAAGCGGGCCUGAAUUUUGGAAUUAUGUAAAAAAAAAAAAAAAAAUCUUAGGAAAAAAAAUAAAAUAAAUGACCCUUAUGGCUUACGG
Molecule: messenger RNA, 2487 nt
Organism: Boleophthalmus pectinirostris (great blue-spotted mudskipper)
Lineage: Eukaryota; Metazoa; Chordata; Actinopteri; Gobiiformes; Gobiidae
Gene: tfap2c
Product: transcription factor AP-2 gamma (activating enhancer binding protein 2 gamma)
Exons: 7
Coding region: 293-1624 (443 amino acids)
Biological process (GO): regulation of transcription by RNA polymerase II; regulation of cell population proliferation; anatomical structure development
Cellular component (GO): nucleus
Molecular function (GO): RNA polymerase II transcription regulatory region sequence-specific DNA binding; DNA-binding transcription factor activity, RNA polymerase II-specific
Source: RefSeq, a predicted model, not a curated record